GGCAAAUGCUAAUUUCCCUAGAUGGACAAAGCCAGCAGAUGAUAACUACAAAUGCAACUUUGAUGCAAGUUUCAACUAUAAAACAAACAAUUUCGACGAAAAUAAGAAAAACUUAGAGAGAAAUUCAAAUGAGGCAAAUGCUAAUUUCCCUUGAUGGACAAAGCCACCAGAUGAUAACUACAAAUGCAAGUUUCGACUGUAAAACAAAUAAUGUGAACAAACAAUUUCGACGUAAAUAAGAAAAACUUAGAGAGAAAAUUCAAAUGAGGUAAAUGCUUAUUUUAGUGUGUAUACUAUUAUGUGAACGAAUAAUUUACAAUUCACUAGACUUGUAUUUGUCCAGCUUCAUAAAUCCAAUAUUCAUUUUCCAUUCAGAAAAACUUCAUUCUCUACUAAAAACGGUGUUUCUAAUUUCAACAAUAUACCAGACCAAAUGUGUUCCUUUUAGAAAAAAAAAUCAUCAUGGCCAACGAAUGUAUCAAGAUUGAAAUCAAUCCAGAAUCAGAAACAGAAAAGCCAAAGCAGAUUGGAUAUUGAGAAACGAUAGAGGCUUCCCUCUACUCUGGAGUUCAGAGGACACUGUAUAGUUUUAUCACCACACUGAAGCAAGAUCACUGCUAGAUGUUAUGGAACACAUAAGAAAUCAUGGAUUAUAACUAUAUGUUUUGAGGGUGACUCAAAAGUUCUGAUCGAUGUCAUCAAGAACAUAUGCAACUAUAUCUAUGUUGGUUCUUUGUCUUUUAACCAAUGUUCAUUUUGUAUAGCGGACAAACAAUACACCAGCUCAUCUCUUAGCUAAGCAUAAUCUAUCAUUCUAGUGCAUCGUCAUUAUACUUACCAUGGUGGUUGUCUAGUCUAAUGCGUUGAAUUAUAAUUUUGUAAACUCUUUCUAAUAUACAAGAAAUAAUUUUCCGUAAAAAUAGAUUAGCAGCAUAAAAAUGUGACUACAGCGACAAAAUUAUGUACUUAUGCGACAUACACGACAUAACGCAACAAUAUUACUAUUUGGUUUGGGCUUAUUCAAAAGCCCAUCAUAGCCCCAGACGAGCUGACCAACAAUCAACGCGGUUUUGAUUCACUGAAAUUUACAUUUUUACCCUUAACGUCGAAGAGGUGCAAUUAUCAUAUAUAGUAAGUAAACAACAAAACUACAGUUUUAACCUUUAUCCUUUGCGUUCUCUACUUCUUCGUUCAAGUCUUCAACAACGACACCACCAACCACAUUUUACGUUAUCAGGGUUUCGAAAGUUCGGGUUUUUUUUUUCAUCGAAAACAGGAAGACGCAGACAUCGAACUUUCGGUGUACUUGUGUCUUUCUUCGAUUCUCUAGCUAUGCCUGCCUCGAAGAAGGUUUCCGAGAGGAACCCCAUAGAACAAGUGUUCAACAAGUUGUUGGAGGAUAUUGGAGAAGAAGAGGAGUUUUCGUUGCCGGAUUGGUUGAACGAAGGGAAACCAACUCCUUACACCUACAUCAAGCGCAAUGUACACUUGACGGAGAAAACAAAAAAAAAGGCUGAGGAUGAUGGAAUUUUCUGUACUUGUGCCUUGUCCCAUGGCUCUUCUUCAGUUGUGUGUGGGAGUGAUUGUGAUUGUGGGUUGUUAAACGCAAGCUGUUCAUCCGAUUGCAAAUGUGGGAGUGAGUGUAACAAUAAGCCUUUCCAACAACGGCGUGUGAAGAAGUUAAAGCUAAUUCAAACAGACAAAUGUGGAUCAGGGAUUGUAGCAGAUGAAUACAUCCAAGAAGGAGAGUUUAUCACUGAAUAUGUAGGAGAAGUCAUAGAUGAUGUGACUUGUGCACAAAGGCUAUGGGAGAUGAAAGGCCGUGGAGAAAAAAAUUUCUAUCUGUGUGAGAUAAACAAAAAUAUGGUGAUUGAUGCCACUAAUAAGGGAAAUAAAUCGAGAUAUAUCAAUCAUAGUUGCAACCCUAAUACGCAGAUGCAGACAUGGAUAAUUGAGGGCGAGACAAGAAUCGGCAUUUUUGCCAUCUCUGACAUAAAUAAGGGAGAGCAUAUCACUUAUGACUAUCAGUUUGUUGCGUUUGGUGAAGAUCAAGACUGCCAUUGUGGAGCAAUAGGUUGCAGAAAGAAGCUUGGGGUGAAACCAAACAAACCUAAAUUAGUCUCGGAUGAAGAAACUCGUAAAAUCGUGGUAUCUGAAUUGGCUCAGCAGACACUGCCCCAGGUUCAUCAUAAUGGAGAUAUACAUGAAGGAACAUUAAUUAACAAUCUUAGUGAAGAGCAAACAUGUCCUCGUACUUGUAUUGGUGUAGUGAUCAGGUUAUCUCGCCCCACGAGCGAUAAGUGUUUUGGCAUCAUUAGACGUUUUGAUGAGGUUACAAGAAAGCACUCGGUGAUGUUUGAGGAUGGUGUUACUGAGUUUAUCGACCUGUCGAAAGAAGACUGGGAGAUUUUAUCUGACUGAUAUUUCUUUUCAGCUAUGUUUCUGCAGAUUUCUUUGGAAAGAAAAGUUGAGAAAGCUGAACAAAUCUGUCUUUGUAAACUGACGCAACAUCUGUCAUUCAGUUUGGUUUGAGGAUUGGUGCAGUGAGUUUGUUGUUGUACCAUGAUAUAAUGUUUGUAAGGUAUCUACCUGGAACCAUAUUUGUAAUUCUUCUCAUUUCUUUUUUCGUGAGCAUCUCAAGAUGACGAUGAACUUGUGGCUUGUACUGUUCUUGAAAUUUUUCUCAAGGAACUCAUAGGAGGGCUUGUGCUUUUUGAUAUAAUGACCUUGAAUGGUUUCUUUUAUUAUAUGUACUAAUAUCUGGACAUACUCGUUCUCAAAGUUAGAUGAUAGCACACAAAAGUGUGGGGGACUCUUGUUAUUAAUUUACCAUUUUUGUGGAUUGAAACCCAAGCGCCGGUUACUGUUAAUGGAUUGUCGACUCGCGUGGUAGUGGUGAAGUGAGUAUACGGUUCCGAUUCAUCAACUAAAAGCAGGAGGGGUUGGGGAAAGAUGGGGACACAACUACUUUGUACUCUCUCCUAAGUUAAUAUUUAAAUUGAUUAAAUACUAUUGAUUAAUAGAUAUUGAAAACUGUAUAGUAAAAAUAAAUAAUCAAUUUAAUUAUAAUAUUUAUUAUAUUUUUAAUAAACGUAAAAAUUUUAGUAAAAAUAUUUUUGAGAACAAAAUGAUUAGUUGGUUAAUAAGAAUAAACCUAAACUAGAGUAUUCACUAAUUUUGUAAACACCCAUGAUCAUUAAGGGAUUUAACUAAAAAUUUAUUAAUGUUAAUAAACAAAUAUGUAUAUGAGUUCUAAAACACAUUCAUUAACAACUAGAAAAAAACUUACAAUAAAUCUUAAUAUGCUAUAAUCAAAACCGUUACAUAAAUAUUUUCAAAAAAACAGUUCGACAUAUAUGUAUAAGGCUUUUAGUGAUAAAAAUCCUCAACUGUUUUUGAAUCGUAUUAAGUUGAUUUAUCUUUAAUUAUCAAAUAUUUUUUUGUUAACUAAGAACACUUUAACUUAGACAAAAUAACUGUACACUGACAAUGGGACAGUAGUAGCAUAAGUACA
This is a messenger RNA of Brassica rapa (field mustard), 3514 nucleotides long. Its product is annotated as histone-lysine N-methyltransferase ASHH3. Gene Ontology annotation, cellular component: nucleus. Gene Ontology annotation, molecular function: protein binding; histone methyltransferase activity. Lineage: Eukaryota; Viridiplantae; Streptophyta; Magnoliopsida; Brassicales; Brassicaceae. The record is from RefSeq and is a predicted model, not a curated record.